ACAAAAAUAUAAUACGUUUCAAGUUCGCAUCAAGAGCGAAUAGAAAAAGAUACAUUGGCAGACCUAUUCUAAAAACAAAGAAUUGUAAAAAUGAUGCGGUGGCCAUUCAUCCUUCUAGCUUGGAAUAUUUUUGUAAAUCAACUUAUUUUUGGUGUCCCAGUGGCUCAGGUUCCAUAUUCACAGUUACCAGGAUUGCCAACGUUUAUCAAUUACAUUGGGAAUAAGGCUUUACCUGGCGGAACACAACAAUCGAUUUUUAGUCCAAAUUUUAAUUCAGGACAAGUUGUAACCUCUAGUGGUAUUGCGACAAAUCCAAUUGACACCGGACCUGCUGCGGCUAUGGAUUUGAUUGGUGAAGGUGUUGCUCAAGCUGGACACGGACUAGGGUCAUCCGUUAGCACCUUACUGGGAUAUGUGGGCCAUGCUCUAGGUACAAUGGUUAGUGGAUUGCUGGGAUAUGGAAGAGUUAAUACGAAUGUAGUGACAUAUAAUGCUCCAGUCGGAACAAGCAAUGCUCCAAGCUCUUCGCCAACUCAACCAUCGCAACCCUCACAACCUUCGCAACCCUCACAACCAUCUCAACCCUCACAACCAUCGGAACCCUCACAACCCUCACAACCAUCGCAACCCUCAUAACCAUCGGAAGCUGAAACACCAACCACAACAUAAACACAAUACAAAAUAAAUAAAAAAUCAAUAAAAAAGAUGUUUUGAUUGAAUUAUCAAAAA
This is a messenger RNA of Contarinia nasturtii (swede midge), 729 nucleotides long. RefSeq names its product subtilisin-like protease 1. The record is from RefSeq and is a predicted model, not a curated record. NCBI's taxonomy places the organism in Eukaryota, Metazoa, Arthropoda, Insecta, Diptera, Cecidomyiidae. Bases 91 to 636 code for a protein of 181 amino acids. The transcript has 4 exons.